GCGGCGAAUGCGCUUGGUCACGGACUUGGAAGCGGGUGCUGCUCGAAGAAAGCUCCGUGCUCGUUUCGCCUUUUCUCCGUUCCGGGAGCCCCGAGCCGGCCCGGACCGCCCCGCGACGGCGCCAUGAUCACCUCAGCCGCUGGAAUAAUUUCCCUUCUGGAUGAGGAAGAGCCAGAACUCAAGGAAUUUGCUCUCCACAAGCUGAACGCAGUUGUCAAUGAUUUCUGGGCUGAGAUCUCUGAAUCGGUGGAUAAAAUUGAAAUUCUGUAUGAAGAUGUUGGGUUUCGUAGUCGGGAAUUUGCCGCCUUGGUGGCUUCCAAAGUGUUCUAUCACUUAGGGGCUUUCGAAGAAUCCCUGAAUUAUGCCCUGGGAGCUGGCAACCUUUUCAACGUCAAUGACAAUUCCGAAUAUGUAGAAACCAUUAUCGCAAAAUGCAUCGAUCACUACACCAAGCAGUGUGUGGAAAACGCAGACUUGGCGGAAGGGGCCCAGAAAGCCGUGGACCCCCGCUUGGAAGGGAUCGUGAACAAGAUGUUCCAGCGCUGCUUAGACGAUCACAAGUACAAGCAGGCCAUCGGCAUUGCCUUGGAGACCCGCCGGCUGGACAUUUUUGAGAAAACCAUUUUGGAAUCGAACGAUGUUCCAGGCAUGCUGGCCUACAGCUUGAAGCUUUGCAUGUCCUUGAUGCAAAAUAAGCAGUUCCGCAAUCAAGUUUUGAGAGUUUUGGUGAAAAUUUACAUGAACUUGGAGAAGCCUGAUUUCAUCAACGUGUGCCAGUGUCUCAUUUUCUUGGACGACCCACAAGCCGUGAGCGACAUCCUGGAGAAACUAGUGAAGGAGGACAACCUUCUCAUGGCUUACCAGAUCUGUUUCGACUUGUACGAGAGCGCCAGCCAGCAGUUCCUCUCCUCGGUCAUCCAGAACCUCCGCAGCGUUGGCACCCCCAUUGCUUCCGUGCCCGGAUCUACCAACACGGGGACGGUGCCCGGGUCUGAAAAAGAAGGAGAGAUGAUGGAGACAGAAGAGAAGAAAGGCAGCCCUGUUGCUUCUGUGAAGUCAGCUCAGACGAGUCCAGGAACGAAAGACCAGAUUCCCAAAAUGAUCAAGAUUUUAAGUGGGGAAAUGGCCAUUGAAUUGCACCUCCAGUUUUUAAUACGAAACAACAAUACGGACCUCAUGAUUCUAAAAAACACAAAGGAUGCGGUGCGGAAUUCUGUGUGUCACACCGCCACCGUUAUCGCCAAUUCCUUCAUGCACUGUGGAACAACCAGUGACCAGUUCCUUAGAGACAAUUUGGAGUGGCUUGCAAGGGCUACUAACUGGGCCAAGUUUACUGCUACAGCCAGCCUUGGUGUCAUCCAUAAGGGUCACGAGAAGGAAGCUCUUCAGCUGAUGGCAACGUACCUGCCCAAAGACACGUCUCCGGGGUCUGCCUAUCAGGAAGGAGGCGGCCUCUACGCCUUGGGGCUCAUCCACGCCAACCAUGGCGGCGACAUCAUCGACUACCUGCUGAACCAGCUCAAGAAUGCCAGCAACGACAUCGUUCGGCAUGGGGGAAGCCUGGGGCUUGGCUUGGCUGCCAUGGGAACAGCACGCCAAGAUGUCUACGACCUUCUGAAAACCAACCUGUACCAAGAUGACGCGGUGACAGGCGAAGCAGCUGGCCUCGCCCUAGGCCUUGUGAUGCUGGGGUCCAAAAACGCCCAGGCCAUCGAGGACAUGGUGGGCUAUGCCCAGGAAACCCAACACGAGAAGAUCUUACGGGGCUUAGCCGUUGGGAUCGCCCUGGUGAUGUACGGGAGGAUGGAGGAAGCCGAUGCCCUCAUUGAGAGCCUGUGCAGGGAUAAGGACCCAAUUCUCCGGCGUUCGGGGAUGUAUACUGUCGCAAUGGCUUAUUGCGGCUCAGGGAACAACAAAGCGAUCCGGCGUCUGUUACAUGUGGCGGUGAGCGACGUCAACGAUGACGUCAGGCGAGCGGCUGUCGAAUCUCUGGGCUUUAUUUUGUUCAGGACUCCCGAACAAUGUCCAAGUGUCGUUUCCUUGUUGUCCGAAAGUUACAACCCGCAUGUCCGCUACGGAGCAGCGAUGGCUUUGGGGAUCUGUUGCGCUGGGACAGGAAACAAGGAAGCAAUUAAUUUGUUGGAACCGAUGACUAACGAUCCUGUCAACUACGUGCGUCAGGGGGCUCUGAUUGCAUCGGCCCUCAUCAUGAUCCAGCAGACCGAAAUUCUUUGCCCAAAGGUCAGCCAGUUUAGGCAACUUUACUCCAAGGUCAUCAACGAUAAACACGAUGAUGUGAUGGCGAAGUUUGGGGCGAUUCUGGCGCAGGGCAUAUUGGAUGCAGGUAAUUCAUGUUUUGUCCUGGCGCGUUCAUUGAUACGUACAGAAAGAUUUUGGUCCCUUGUUUUAAAAUCAGGGUUUUUUUUUUCCCCUCAACCUUCAGUGAUGUGGGUGACCCUGAGACCCCUUGGACUGAGAAUUUUGGAGGUUGUAGUCCUGAGAAAUUCCAACACUUCCGGAAGGCCCUAUUUUUCGGUCUUCCGAGACUACAGAGGCCACCCGCGAGCCUCCACGAGGGCGAAAAACAGCCCCCAAAAUGGGCCAGAAAUUAGCUGGGAGGUGCGCACGUGCGCGGUACGGUUUCUUUUCUUUCUUUUUUUUUUUCAGAUGCCAAAAGUUCAGUACCGGUCCAACGUCAAGCCCUCCACAUUUGCCUACCCAGCCCCCUUGGAAGUGCCAAAAGAGAAGGAGAAGGAAAAGGUUUCUACCGCUGUCUUGUCCAUCACUGCAAAAGCCAAGAAAAAAGAGAAGGAGAAAGAAAAAGAGAAGAAAGAAGAGGAGAAAAUGGAAGUGGAAGAAGCGGAGAAGAAGGACGAGAAGGAGAAGAAGAAGGAGCCUGAACCUUCUUUCCAGAUCCUUGACAACCCGGCCCGGGUGAUGCCAGCCCAGCUGAAGGUGCUCACCAUGCCAGAGAGCUGCCGGUACCAGCCUUUCAAGACGCUUUCCAUUGGGGGCAUCAUCGUCUUGCGAGACACCAGCGAGGACACGGAAGAGCUGGUGGAACCCGUGGCAGCCCACGGCCCCAAGAUAGAAGAGGAGGAGCAGGAGCCGGAGCCCCCCGAACCUUUCGAGUACAUCGACGACUAGGAGGAGAUGGGCAGCCCUCGACGGAGUUCGGCGCAACGCCGGGACAUCCGGAGCCCUGUGGAAGAAGCUCCGGUGACGAGCCGCAGCUCAGCGCAUGUCCCAACCGACGCUUCUCUCGCCGGCCCGCACCACAGACGACGGAGAGCAGCAAUUUCUCUCUUUGGCAUUUCUCAUUUACAGGAAUUCGGUUUUCAAAAUAAAUUAAUAAUAAAAUUUAAAAAAAAAC
Pseudonaja textilis is the source of this 3373-nucleotide messenger RNA. NCBI's taxonomy places the organism in Eukaryota, Metazoa, Chordata, Lepidosauria, Squamata, Elapidae. The record is from RefSeq and is a predicted model, not a curated record.